Molecule: messenger RNA, 2388 nt
Organism: Lotus japonicus
Lineage: Eukaryota; Viridiplantae; Streptophyta; Magnoliopsida; Fabales; Fabaceae
Product: subtilisin-like protease SBT1.7
Exons: 1
Coding region: 1-2295 (764 amino acids)
Biological process (GO): proteolysis
Molecular function (GO): serine-type endopeptidase activity
Source: RefSeq, a predicted model, not a curated record
AUGGAGACGUUUAAGAAAUCUCUCGCUAUGAUCAUUCUCUCUUUUUUGUUUCUUGUUCUUUGUGAUGUGUCUCUGGCGAGAAACGUGAAGACCACAAAUCAGAACCAGAAGAGUACUUACAUAGUACAUGUUGCGAAAUCCCAAAUGCCAGAAAGCUUCGAUCACCACUCGGCUUGGUUCGAAUCGACUUUGAAGUCAGUUUCUGACUCAGCAGAAAUGAUCUACACUUAUGACAAAGCUAUUCAUGGAUUCUCAACAAGGUUAACACUAGAGGAAGCUCGUUUGUUGCAAAGCAGAAAUGGGGUUCUAAAGGUGCUACCAGAUGAAAUCUACAAGCUCCAUACAACUCGAACCCCACUGUUCCUCGGGCUCGAUAAAAUCACUGCAAGCACAUUCACCCAAUCCAAAAUAGGACAUGAUGAUGUCAUCAUCGGAGUCAUAGACACAGGUGUUUGGCCUGAGAGCAAGAGCUUUGACGACACUGGGUACAGACCCAUCCCCAACACCUGGAAAGGAAAAUGCCAGGUAGGUGCGAAUUUCACAACCGCCAACUGCAACAAGAAACUAAUCGGUGCCAGGUUCUAUAAUAGUCACACCAAGUUCUAUAACAAUGGCUUGGUGGCCUCGGUGGGCCCAAAUGAUAAUUCUAUUGAGUCUCUCUCUCCGCGCGAUGAUGAGGGUCACGGAACCCACACUGCCAGCACUAUUGCGGGCUCUCCGGUGCAAAAUGCGAGCCUCUUCGGUUACGCUACUGGAACGGCGCGUGGCAUGGCCCCACACGCUAGAGUUGCUGUCUACAAGGUUUGCUGGAAGAAGGGUUGUACUACUUCUGACGUAUUGGCUGCGAUAGACCAAGCCAUCGUUGACAACGUGAAUGUCAUUUCCUUGUCGCUCGGAGGUAAUCCAUCCGAUUACGACAAAGAUAGCCUUGCAAUUGCAGCGUUUUCGGCAAUGGAGCAUGGGAUUGUUGUGUCUUGCUCCGGAGGGAACGAUGGUCCUGAUCCCUCUUCUAUCACUAAUGUGGCACCUUGGAUUAUCACGGUGGGAGCAGGCACAAUCGAUCGAGAUUUCCCUGCUUACGUUAGCCUCGGAAAUGGAAAAAACUAUUCCGGUGUGUCUCUUUACGGUGGCAAAAAAUUGCCAGAUAAACCUGUUUUGCCACUCAUCUUUGGAAAGGAUUGUAAGUCAGGAAGCCUUUUGCUGCAAAAAGGCAAGGGAAAGAUCGUGGUGUGUGAUCGUGGAUUAUACGAUGAGGUGUCGAAAUCUAUGGCGGUGAAAUCCGCCGGCGGUUUGGGCAUGGUGUUGGCCAACGACGCAGAUGAGGCGGGGGAUUUGGUGGCGGAUCCAUUUGUUUUGCCAGGACUUAUGGUGGACGUAAAAGAAGGCGAAGCCAUCAAGCAAUACUUAACUUCUGAUCCAAAACCGACAGCAACGAUUGUGUUUGAGGGUACAAAGGUCGGGAUCGAGCCUUCCCCUGUUGUUGCACUGUUCAGCUCUAGGGGCCCAAAUCCUAUCACCACAAAAAUAUUGAAGCCUGAUUUGAUCGCGCCAGGUGUCAACAUCUUAGCUUCAUUUACCAGGAAUUCGAGUCCUUCUUCUUUAGAUUCAGAUGAAAGGCGAGUGGAUUUCAACAUCUUGUCAGGCACAUCCAUGUCAUGCCCUCACGUGAGUGGGAUUGCGGCUCUGGUCAAGUCCGUCCAUCCAGAUUGGAGCCCCGCCGCCAUUCGAUCUGCAAUGAUGACAACAGCUUAUUCGACUUACAAGAAUGGCAAGCCAUUGUUGGACGGUGCAACUGGAAAACCAGGGACACCGUUUGAUUUUGGCGCAGGACAUGUGGACCCUAUCCCUGCACUCAAUCCAGGGCUUAUUUAUGAUUUGACGGCGGAUGAUCAUCUGAAUUUUCUCUGUUCGUUAAACUACACGCCCGAAAUGAUUGAAGUCGUGGCGAAGAGAAAAUACGUGUGUGAUGGAAAGAUACACUACUUUAAUUACCCUUCAUUUGCUGUGAUUUUUGAAGCUGGUGACAAUGGUACACAGGUUAAGCAAAUGCGAACUCUCACCAAUGUGGGUGCUACGGGAACGUACAAGGUAUCAGUUCAGACAAAUAUCCCAGGCAUCAAGAUUAGAGUUGAACCGGAAGUGUUGAGUUUUGGAGUAAAAGAAAAAAAGUCCUAUACAGUUACAUUCAACGCAUCAGGUGUGAAGCCGCAGAAAACUCCAGGUUUUGGACGUUUGGAAUGGUUUAAUGGAAAGAACGUUGUUCGAAGUCCUAUCUUAUUUAGUUGGGAUCAAUGACUGAAAGCUCCAUGAAGCUUGACAACCAAAAGCACUUCACUAACUGGAAGAGUGUCUUGGUUGGCUAAUGGUUAUGGUUAUAGCUAGAGUAGU